Messenger RNA from Cyclopterus lumpus (lumpfish), 7813 nucleotides. It is a transcript of the gene heatr5a, whose product is annotated as HEAT repeat containing 5a. Gene Ontology annotation, biological process: retrograde transport, endosome to Golgi; intracellular protein localization; endocytosis. Gene Ontology annotation, cellular component: endocytic vesicle; membrane; Golgi apparatus. The transcript is spliced from 41 exons. The coding region runs from base 256 to 6582 and encodes 2108 amino acids. The record is from RefSeq and is a predicted model, not a curated record. Lineage: Eukaryota; Metazoa; Chordata; Actinopteri; Perciformes; Cyclopteridae.
UGGCUUGACGGUGACUCUUCUCUCCGGUGGUCAGUUCUGUCCGGUGACGUUCAGAGCAGCAAAACAACCGGAAAUUAACAUUCCUCUCGGUAGUUUUCCAACCGACACUUCCCCGGUCCGUUUACCGGCGUUCACCGGACAGCAGCGGUUUUUAUUUCCCUUCUCAGUGUCUGACAGGAGAAUGGCAGAGCAGGACAGAAGAUCCAUCCCUGACUGAGAGGAGGAGGAGAGGAGGAGGAGGAGGAGAAGAGGAGGAUGGAGCGAGCCCACAGCCUCCUGCUGAACGAGGAGGCGUGCAGUCAGCUGGGCGAACAUCAGCGGGCGGCGUUCGUCUUUGAGUGGCUGAACCAUCUGAAGAAGCUCCUCCCUGCCGCUGAAAGGGACGACGUCAGGCGGAACCAGCGGCGCCUGGUGGAGCAGCUGUGUGGCGUCCUGAUCGGCUCCCCCGGCCCGCCGACCCGCUGGCUGCUGGCCCACUGCCUGGCCCUGCUCUACAACCUGGGAGACCCCGUUACGGCCGCCCUGUCGGUGGACCGGUGCAAUGACAUCAUCCGCAGCAGAGAUGACUCUCCGUCGGGACUCCCGACCCGACUGGCCGCCGUCGCGUGUCUCGGCGCCAUGUUCCAGCAGCUCGGCUGGAGGCUCGCCGGCUCCUUCAGGGACUCCCUGACCAACCUGCUGAAGGCCAUGAAGAGCGCCGAGUCUCAGGGUCGCUAUGAGAUCAUGAAGUGUUUGGAGAAGAUCCUGAGGGGUCUGGGCGUCAGCGCCGCGCCGUGUCACCGGGACGUCUACAAGGCUGCAAGGACGUGUCUGGUGGACCGGUCCAUGGCCGUACGCUGCGCCGCCGCCGAGUGCCUGCUGGAGCUGCAGAGGGAGGCCGUGUUCCUGUGGACCAGCGAGCUGGAGAACGUGGCCUCGCUGUGCUUCAGAGCCUUCGACGGGUCCAACCCCAGCGUCCGGGUGUCCGUGGCCAGACUGCUGGGCACCCUGCUGGCGGCCGCCGUGGAGCCCCGGCAGCCCGCCGCAUCCCCGAGGCAAAGGGGGCGGAGCUCCUUGGAGGAGGCGAUGGACUUGUUGUCAGGGGGGUUCUUGCGGGGCGGGGCGGGUUUCCUCCGAGCCAGCGGAGACCUUCUGAAGGGGACCAGCUCCGUCAGCAAGGAGGUCCGCAUAGGAGUCACACAGGCCUGCGUGGUCUUCACCUCCUUGCUGGGAGGCUCCUGGUUGGAGUCUAACUUCCCGUCCUUCCUGUCGCUGCUGAUGGAUCUGGCGUCCCACGGACGAGCCACGCAGACGGCGGGCGACGCCGCGAUGACCCGGCGCUGCGUCUCCUUCGUGCUGAGGAGCACCCUGGGGUGCCUGCUGGGGGAGAAGGCUCAGACCGACGCCGCCAAGCACAUCUGCCUCGCCGUGGCGACGCAGCAACGAGCCGUCGACUCUCUGACUGAAGGGAACAUGGAGUCUAAAUCUUCUCUAGACGUCUCAGCCAGUCAGCAGCUGGUUUGCUGUCUGCUGGAACUGGGAGCUCUGAUACAGGGACUGGGAUCCACGGCCACCCCCCUGCUCACUGACAGCAGCCCAGGCCUCCUGGACACGGUAGUCUCCGUCCUCCUCCACCCGGCCUCCUCCGCCUCUCUGGCCGCCGCAUGGUGUCUGCGCUGCGUUGCCGUGGCGAUGCCUUCCCAGGGUUCCCCGCUGCUGGACCGCUGCACCGAGCGGCUGGUGACGCUGAAGUCCUCCCCCGAGGCCGUGGCCGGGUACGGGGCCGCCGUCGCCGCCCUGGUGGCCGCGGUGCAGCACUGCCCCCUAGGAAUACCGCACACCAAAGGCAUGCUGGUCCUGGGUCUGGCUGAGGACCUGCUGCGGUCCGCCUCUCAGAACAGUCGGAUCUCUCUGCAGAGGACUCAGGCCGGCUGGCUGCUCGUCUCCUCUCUCCUCACUUUGGGCCCUGCUGUGGUGGAGCACCACCUUUCCCGUCUCCUCCUCCUGUGGCGGUGUGUGUUUCCUGCUUCACUCAGAGAGCAGGAGAUGGAGCUGCGCCGAGGGGACUACUUCACGUGGCAGGUUACGCUGGAGGGGCGCGCCGGGGCGCUCUGCGCCAUGAAGAACCUGCUGCUCCACUGCAGGGAGCUGGUCACCGAUGACAUCAUCGGCCGUCUGCUCACGCCAUUGGCCUGCGCCGUGGCCCUGCUCACCAAGCUGCCGGCUCUCGUCAGGUCUUACAGCGGUUCAGUUCUCAGAUGGUCUCUGGUCUACAGACUGAGAGUCUAUGAGCUGCUCGCUCUGCUGCCUCCUCACACCUACCAAGAGAGCUUUGGUUUGGUGAUGAACCAGCUGGUCUGGGAUCUGUCCGGUCAGGACAACCUGAACCAGCCGUGUUCAGAGCUCCUCCUGCUGCCCCCUCUCUGCCACCAGGAUGACCUGCAGCUGGUUGGCCCCGCCCUCCACGCCAGCGACCACAGAUACAUCGAGGAGCAGCUGCACAGCAGCAUUGUGGGAGGAGCCUCGCUGGACAACGACGCCUUCAGUCUUUGUGAGAAGAGCGAGGAAGCUCCUGCUCCUCUUCCUCCUCCCGUCGCUCUCACCGCCGCCGCCAUCUGCCUCUUCGGAGCGCUCUACCCCCACGUCAUCUCCGCCCAGAGGGUGAAGAUACUGGAGACUUUUGUAGAAACAGUGAACCAGCUGAAGGGUCAACGGCAGCAGACGGUCCAGACACACGUCUGUGCUGCCCUCUGCAGUCUGCUCAAGCACCAGGGUGGUGCUCGGGGCUCCCUGGGUCCAGAGGAGGUGCGCCCCCCGGCCCUGGUCCUCCUGUUGGGGGCCCUGGAGGGCCUCAGUCCUGUGCUGAGGUGUCUGGCUGCUGAAGGUCUGGCCCGGCUGGUCCAGGUGGUCGGAGACCCUGUUUUCACCGUGUCCGUGUCCCUGCUCUGCUUCGACAGGCUGAAGACGGCCCGGGAUGCAGCAUCUCGCAGUGGCUUCGCUCUGGCUCUGGGGGCGCUGCACCGCUACACCGGAGGAAUCAGCUCACCUCAACACCUGAACACCUGCUUGGGGGUCCUGUUCACCCUGAGCCAGGACAGCACCUCACCUGAGGUCCAGACCUGGUCCCUCCACAGUCUGGCUCUGGUGGUGGACCUGUCCGGUGGGUUGUACCGCACGCACGCCGAGCCCUCCUUCACCCUGGUGCUCCGCCUGCUGCUGGCGGCUCCGCCCACCCACCCCGAGGUGCACCGCAGCCUGGGCCGCUGCCUGCACGCCCUCAUCACCUGCCUGGGCCCCGACCUGCAAGGUGAUGGUGCAGUGGUCUCCGGUCUGCGCUCCACCUGUCUGGUGGCAUGUGAAGUGAUGCAGGACAGUCUGGACUCUGUGGUUCAGGCCAGAGCCAUUUCCUGUCUGCAGCAGCUGCACAUGUUCUCACCUCCACACGUCAACCUGGCCAGCCUCGUACCUGCACUGUGUGAGAUCUUGUUGGAUUAUUCCUUGUUGGCCCACCUGUGCAGCUCCUCCCUGUGCCUCCGUCGGGCGGUGGGGGCGUGUCUCCGUCAGCUGGCCCAGCUGGAGGCCGUGGAGGUGUGUGUGCACGCUGUGACGCUCGUCAAGGAGUCGCCCAGAAGAGAGCGCACACAGCUGGACGUCACUCUAAAGGAGGUUGGUCUGGAAGGAGCCCUGUUCACUCUGCUGGACCGGGAGUCAGAUCCAGGUCUCAGGGGGGACAUCCAGGAGACUCUGGUCCACAUGAUGGCGUCCAGCGCCACCAGCGGCAAACUGGGACACUGGCUGAAACUCUGCAAGGACGUCCUGUCUGCGACCACCGACUGUCGGGCUCCGCCUGAGGCGAGGCAGGAGGACGAGGAGGCGGAGCCUGCCAGAGACGACGACUCCUCUGUGUUCAAGGCGGGGCCGGAGUCCGGCGGCCCGUUCACGGCGCUCCGCUGGGCCACGCGGCGCUUCGCCGUGGAGUGCGUGUGCCGCAUCGUCGCUCAGUGUGAGACCGCCGACCCGGCGCACUUUGACACGGCGCUCGCUCAGGAGCGCCGCCUGCACGAGUCCACCGACUUCCUGGUGCUCCAUCUCGGGGACCUGGUCCGCAUGGCGUUCAUGGCGGCGACGGACCACAGCGACCAGCUGCGGCUGGCGGGCCUCCAGACGCUGCUGGUGAUCAUCAGGCGCUUCUCCGCCAUCCCCGAACCCGAGUUCCCGGGUCACGUGAUCCUGGAGCAGUACCAGGCUAACGUUGGAGCUGCUCUCAGACCAGCCUUCAGCGCCGACGCUCCUCCUGACGUCACUGCCAAGGCCUGCCAGGUGUGCAGCGCCUGGAUAGCCAGCGGCGUGGUCAGCGACCUCCGUGACCUGCGGCGGGUCCAUCAGCUCCUGGCCUCCUCAUUGGCCAAAGUCCAGGUCGGGGGGGGCGGGUCCGGUCAGCUGUACAACGAGGCCGCCGCCACCAUGGAAACGCUGGCCGUCCUGAAAGCCUGGGCCGAGGUUUUACUGGUUCUACUGGUUCCACUGGUUCCACUGGUUCCACUGGCGAUUCAUUGUUUUGAUAGACUCGUGAGAUUAAUGUGUUUGAUGCCUCCUCCUCCUGAUCCUCCUCCUCUCCUCCUCCUCCUGCUCCUCCUCUCCUCCUCCUCCUGCUCCUCCUCCUCCUCCUCCUCCUCCCUCUCUCAGGUUUAUGUCGUAGCCGUUCAGAGGAGUGGACAGAAGGAGCGUCCCGAUUGGACGGCCGACCUGUCGUUCUCCUCGCCUCUGGCCAAUCACAGCUCAGGCUCUGAGUCCGGAGGGGCGGGGCUCCUGAAGCUGGUGCAGUCAGACCUGUCGACGCUCAGCCACCUGUGGCUGUCGGCGCUGCAGGACUACGGCCUGCUGAGCCUCCCCCAGGAGUACGCCUCACAGCUACCUGAGACAGGAGGUUCUUUCUACACAGCGGAGACCGUGAACCAGGCCAGAGCUCAUUAUUCCUCCUCCUGGGCUCCGAUCCUCCACGCCACCUCCCUCUGGCUGCACAGCACCGGUUUCGUGAUGUCAGACGACACACCUGUCUACCUGUCCCGCCCGGCCACGCCCACUUCCAUGGGAAACAUGGGGGGCGGAGCCAAGACUCCGGAGGACGUCAACGCCGAAAGACUGCAUCUCAUUCUGGGGAUCAGUGUGCAGUUCCUGUGUUCUCCGGACGACCAGAUGGAGAACAUCACUUCCUGUCUGCGAUCUCUGCAGGCGCUGCUGGACGUGGCCUGGCCCCGAACCAGGAUCGGGAACGACCAGGUCCUCAGUGUGGAGCUCCUCAGCGUCCUCCACCGCCUCUUGGUGACCAGAGAGUCUUCAUGUGUUCAUCUCGCUGUGUUUGACCUCCUGAGACGAAUCAUCACGUCAUCCCAGGAGCUGGUUAGAGAGAGACGCUACAGCGCAGAGGUGGAUGACGGCGCCUCAGAGAAGGAGACGCUGCCAGAGUUCGGCGAGGGUCGGGACACCGGCGGUUUGAUUCCCGGGCGCUCGCUGGUAUUCGGAGCACUGGAGCUGUGCCUCUGUGUGCUGGUCCGGAAACUUCCACAGCUCAGCCCCAAACUGGCCGGAACCAGUCCUACUGGUCCAGGGGGUUCGGUGUGGAGUUUGACUGACAGCGACUGUCAGCUUGUGGCGUCCGCUCUGUGUGUCCUGUCUGAGCUGCCGUCCAUCUGCUCCCCAGAAGGCAGCGUGUCCGUCCUCCCCACCGUCCUCUAUCUGCUGCUGGGAGUGUUCAGAGAGAUGGUGCUGCAGCCCAGCACACACACUGGUGCCCCAGCGGCGGGCUCCGGUCCGGCCGCGGUGGUCCAGUCGGCUCUUCGGGCUCUGAAGGUCGUGCUGACGUCUCCAAUGAGCCGGCAGGAGAAGAGCAGAGGAGCCUGGAGCCAGCUGCUGAGGGCGGCGCUGAGCUCCCUGCUGGGCCUCUGGGACGCCGACCCGGGGGGGGACCACAGCAGCCUCCUCACCGCUCUCACCGUCUUCCUGCUGUCUGCUGGCCCGGACGUCUGCACCGUGGAGCCUCUGCCCGCGCUCAGUCUGCAGCGCUUCAGGGCCAGCAUGGACGCCAAAGACCCGCUGGUCGUGGGUCGAUGUCAUCAGCUGUUGACGUCGCUGUUUCAGGCUCCGCCCACCGUGGCCGUCCCGUACAUCCGGGCGCUCGGACCACCGCUGGUUCGAUUCCUGCAGAAGGUGGAGCGGAGUCGUCCUCAGAGUCCAGAGGAGCUGGUGGGGGUCCUGGAGGGGGUCCGAGCCAUGGAGGCUCUGGUCCAGGCUGCAGACCCGUCUCAGCGUCCUCAGCUGGUGGCCGUCUUGCUGCCGCUCCUCAUCUCCUUCCUGCUGGAUGAAAACGCUCUAGGCUCCGCCCCCGCGGCGUCCCGGUCGCUCCACCAGGCGGCGCUCAGAGACCUGAUGCGUCUCGGCCCGCAGCACUCGGCUGUGUUCAGGUCGCUGGUCUCCUCGGCUCCUCCCCUGAAGUCUCGACUGGAAGCCGCCGUCAGGGGGAACCAGGAGAGUCUGACCGCUAAAGCCAGGUCCUCCCCCGCCAAGUCCUCCCCCAGCAUCACGCUCAAGACCCACUUCCUGUGAGGCGGGUGGCUCCACCCACAUCUCCACGCACGCCGCGCGUCACCCAAUCACAGCCAGCCACGCCGUUAUGGACGCUCUCAUGUCAAUAAUCACUCGUACCGCUUGUCUCUAGACACGAUGAGCGUGGAACAUCGUGCACGUUAAUAUUACACUAACAUCGUUCACAUGCACGUUAAUAUUACACUAACAUCGUUCACGUGCACGUUAAUAUUACACUAACAUCGUUCACGUGCACGUUAAUAUUACACUAACAUCGUUCAAGUGCACGCAGAUCAUGUUUCUGAAUCCUCCUCAUGUCUCCAAUUACAUAUGAGUCACAUACAUAUAUAUAUAUAUAUAUAUAUAUAUAUAUAUAUAUAUAUAUUUCAUUUUAAUCAGUAAACUCUUCAUGAGGAAUGUCAUCUUUUUAGUAAAAAGAGCAAAACAUGAAUAUUUAAUGUGGUCAAAAUGCAUUAACUUUAAUCUGUGUAAUGAAAACAAAUCCCUCAUUAAUCAUGUUACAUGAAUUUCCUUCAAUUUCUUCUUCUUUUGGUAUUUUUACAAAGAGAAUCUUUAUUUUUUUUAAUGACAUUUAUUUUCCUUUUUUUCCAAAUGUAUUCAUGAAGCACAUUUAAUGAAUAUUACAUCACAUCAUUAUCAGUUGACCCAAAUGCUGUAAAAUAAAAAUGUAGUAAACAAGUUGAAAAGACAAAAGACAAGAGUUUUAGGAUUUACAAACAGGCAGUGAAGGGGUCAGCCGAUGCAGAGGCAACAACAGGCCAAAACCUUCAGAAUAAAAGCCCUUUCACUUCCUGUUUGAGGAUUCACAUUUCUACACAAUGGAACAUGAUUGAUUAAAUAUUGAGCCUGUCAGGGAAGGCCUCUAGGGGGCAGCACGGUGUGGUCGUAUUGAUCCUUUGUUUCACAAUAAAGCUCACAGGUACAGUUAAACGGUGACACGGAGCUCCACCAAUCACAGCAGAGCAUCUCUCCCCUUGACUCCGCCCACCUGCCUCCUCCAGUCCAAUGAGACAAACACUGUGCUGUUUGAUCAGCUCUGACAAUGAAAGAGAGGCUUUUAUUUUGAAGGAAUGAUUGUCUCCAUAACCGUUUUAGUGAAAAUGAUUUGUUGAGUUUGAAUUCUGUGAAUCAUAUGGUGGCCUGUAAGGGACAAUUCAGUGUUCAGCACUUUAGUUAACCAAGAAGAAUGUGAGUUAGUUAAAGGAUUUCACAAUAAAACACUAAAGGUUUA